Dinoponera quadriceps is the source of this 372-nucleotide messenger RNA. RefSeq names its product cytochrome P450 4g15-like. The annotation marks the transcript as partial. The transcript has 2 exons. Gene Ontology annotation, molecular function: iron ion binding; monooxygenase activity; heme binding. The record is from RefSeq and is a predicted model, not a curated record. NCBI's taxonomy places the organism in Eukaryota, Metazoa, Arthropoda, Insecta, Hymenoptera, Formicidae.
UAGUGACAGUCAUUACACAUCAUAAAAUAAAAGAAUUCACUCCUUAAUAGUUACUUCAAUUCGAAUUGACUGUCAUUCCUUUUUUCGAAUGGAGAUUUCAUUGCAUAAGACUCGGAAAGUCUCUGAAGUCGUAAUGAAACGAUGUCAAUGUUAAUAUUAAUUUUUAUUGUGCAGGCACGUGUGCACGACGAAUUGGACUCAAUAUUCCAUGACAGCGACAGGGAGUGUAUUUUCCAAGACAUUAUAAAUAUGAAGUAUCUGGAUAGAGUUAUUUUGGAAACAUUGAGGCUCUUUCCUGUAGCACCACUAUUCGGUAAGAAGCUUAAUAAGGACGUAAGAAUAGUUACAGGCAAUUACGUUCUACCAAAGGAU